AUGAGUGCAGCGGUGGCGCAGGUUCUCCGUAUCUCUCCAGCGGUGAGAAGCAUUCGCCCAACCAAGCCGCCUCCGAGAAUUCGUAGACCUCUCCCUCGCGACGAGAACCGUCUACCCAUUCCGCACGUUAACCUCGUCGUCCGGGACACUGCGCCAUGUCGCCUGCUCGACCACUACUACAAUACCGUUCGCGACGACAUCAUGUACAUGACCUACAAGCACCAGCCGAACCCCAAACCACCCCGCCAUGUCCGCCCCAAGUACGACCCCGAGGAUCCGUACACCAAGCACCGCUUUAACCCACCAAUCGGCGGUAACCAGUACUUCAAACGCCCACCACCAUUGGUGACGCCGGAGAACGUGGUAAAACUCGAGCGCAUCCAGCUGCAUACGCACGUCAAGGAGAGUUUUUCCAGCCGUAGCCACCUACUGGGUGCCAUGAUGGCAUUUCGCGCGAUCUCAGGUCAGAACGAGGACUCUGGAAACCAACACACGGUGGAAGGUGUCGAGCUAGCUGUAGGCAGGAGGAGCAUUCAGGGUUGGGUCAGGCCAGGCGCGCCCAUCGGGGUGAAGGUUGACCUGAAAGGCCCGAGAAUGUACGACUUCCUGGGUAUCCUCGUGGACUUUAUCCUGCCCAGAAUACGAGAGUUCCCCGGGCUCGUCAUGGAUGGCGCAUCGGGCCCGCUCAACAGCCCCAAUGCGGCGUCGGGUGUGGUUUCCUUCGGUUUGCCACCAGAAGCCAUGGCCUUCUUCCCGCAGAUAGAGGUUAAUUUGGAUGCCUACCCGAAAUCCUACGGCAUGCAUGUUCAUCUCAUCACGAGCGCGAAGGGUGUGGGGGCACAAAAUGUUGCCAGGGCAUUACUCUCUGGUUUCCAGGUUCCGUUCGCGCGGCGGUGA
This is a messenger RNA of Sparassis crispa, 897 nucleotides long. Its product is annotated as Probable 54S ribosomal protein L7. The record is from RefSeq and is a predicted model, not a curated record. Gene Ontology annotation, biological process: translation. NCBI's taxonomy places the organism in Eukaryota, Fungi, Basidiomycota, Agaricomycetes, Polyporales, Sparassidaceae. Gene Ontology annotation, molecular function: RNA binding; structural constituent of ribosome. The coding region runs from base 1 to 897 and encodes 298 amino acids. Gene Ontology annotation, cellular component: ribosome; cytosolic large ribosomal subunit. The transcript has a single exon.